Saccoglossus kowalevskii is the source of this 5963-nucleotide messenger RNA. RefSeq names its product E3 ubiquitin-protein ligase ubr3-like. Gene Ontology annotation, molecular function: ubiquitin protein ligase activity; zinc ion binding. The record is from RefSeq and is a predicted model, not a curated record. Lineage: Eukaryota; Metazoa; Hemichordata; Enteropneusta; Harrimaniidae. Gene Ontology annotation, biological process: protein ubiquitination; ubiquitin-dependent protein catabolic process via the N-end rule pathway. Gene Ontology annotation, cellular component: cytoplasm; ubiquitin ligase complex.
AUGGCGGAGCUGUUACGUCUUGGCAAACUGGGGGCACCGAGCUAUAUAAAGGCGCAUGUAAAUCAUUCGCGUGGACAACAACAACUAACGGAACUGUUAGACCAUCUUUUGGAUCCUCGGAAACCUUUAGAUAACUGGGACACUUUAGACUGGUGUCGAAGUCUGAUUGCAGGUGGAGGACCGUUCGACACAUUCGCGAAAACAGUUCGCAUGUAUGACAAUGCCACGGCCUGUGGUCUUGUUUGGACGGCUAAUUUUGUGGCUUAUCGGUGUAGGACUUGUGGCAUUUCACCAUGUAUGUCACUGUGUGCAGAUUGUUUUCAAGGAGGUGAUCACACAGGCCAUGAUUUUAAUAUGUUCCGAAGCCAGGCCGGAGGGGCGUGUGACUGCGGCGACAUCAGUGUUAUGAAAGAGGCUGGGUUUUGCCCCCAACAUGGACAAAAUGAGCCAUCAAGAAAAGUUGCCGUUCCAAAUGAUCUCCUCAUCAUGGCAGAAAAUAUCUUACCACGGAUCAUUCUUAGGUUUAUUCAGCAUCUUAGGGAUAAUCACAAGCCAGAGGCGUAUGUAGGUGCCAUACAAGAAGCAGAAGGAUUGUUAGGGUUACUGCAUGAUUUGUGUAAGAUGGGAGGUGCUAUGCAUAGUAUUAUUACAAGGGUUAUCACCAAUCCACAGCUUUAUAAAAACCUAACAGACUCUACAAAUACAGCGAUGAAAUACAAGGUUGACAAAAGUACCAAAUCAUAUGGUGAAGUGAGUGAAGAAAACUAUCAGGCUGCCUUACAAUCCAUGGAUGUACCACAUAAUAUACCAAGACAUUUAAGUGAUACACCUGGUUUGCAGAGCGAGCUAAUACAUAAAACAUUUCUUGAAGAAUUGGUAUUUUGGGCUGUCAAGUAUGAAUUUCCACAGAAGGUUGUAACUCUGUUACUCAAUUUGCUUCCAUAUAACGAUUAUAAGGAGCCAUUUACUAGGGCCUUUGUACAACACUACAGUCGCAUAUCUGUGGCAUUGUCUCUGACAGAGAAUCCUGGUACACUAUCUAAUAGAGUUGUACAUAUUAGUGUACAGCUGUUCAGUAAUGAAGUGCUUGCUACUAAAAUGGUGGAUGAAAUGCAGUUAUUACAUAUAAUGAUUGUAUCAUUACUGAGUAUGAUAGAAACGACUCUCAUUCCGAGCACUAUAGGAGAGCCAGAUCAGAAUUUCCACAUGGUUGUUAAUUGUGCUGAUGCCAUAUUAGUAAUGAAUCAUUAUUGGCCAAUUGUUAGUGAUUUUAUCAACGUUCUCUCCCAUAAACCUGUUGCUGAAAGAUUCCUCAAAGACAACACACUUCUUAAAUAUUGGAUGAUGUUUCUUUCAGACUUCAAUGGAAUGAAUCUCAACAUACGAGAAUUAACGCAACAUGUGGAGUUUGAACCACAGACAUAUUAUGCAGCUUUCUCUACAGAAUUAGAAGCGUGUUCUGCUCCCAUGUGGCAAAUAGUGGCGCAUUGUCCUGAUAAGAAAACUCUACCAUUCUCUAAGAAUGUUAUUACUGUAUGUAUGGAUCACCUACAGGAUUGGUUUGAUGCCCUCAAUAUAUCUGAUUGUCCCAAUCGAUAUCAGAUCUCUUAUCACCUUCCUCUUCACAGAUAUUUUGCAACCUUACUAAGCCAGGCGAUUCGUAAACAAGAUGCUAAGAUCACGGAUUUCAAUAUGAGUGAGGAUUUCUUACGGAGGUUAAUGGUGCAUCCUCUGGCCAUACAGGUUGCUAACUGUGAGAUACACUGUGGUUUGUGGGUACGUAAUGGUUUACAGAUCCGUGGACAAGCUAUGACAUAUGUACAGAGUCAUUUCUGUAAUUCAAUGAUGGAUCCUGAUCUGUUUAUUAUUCAGCUAUGUGGAUCUCAACUUGAUCCAGAUUACUUUGUAUACAAGAUACUGGAGAGAUUCUCCGUACUAGACUGGAUUACAUUUGCCCCAAAGCACAUAAAUUCAAUCAUUGAUUCUGACAAGGAGAUACCAAUGCUGGAGGGUACACUUACAUUUAUUGCAAUGUUGAUGAACUCCAGAUUACUCUUAGGUCUGUCAGACAAAGAGAUUUUACAGUUGGAGAUGGUGACACAGUUAUGUGCUCAUGACAGGACUCACAGUCAGCUUAUUGAUUUGGUGCCUGAUAAGACUGGUCUGGCUGGUCCUUGUAAAGACUUUGAAGCGAUACUGAAAAAGGUUGCUGAAUACAAGGAGCCUGUAUUUGAAGCUGGUGACAUGCAACAAGGAAAAUAUUCUCCUAAGUCUGAAGUGUGGGAGAAGCAGUAUGAUCCAUUACACAGUAUUCUGAGAGCUGUUCAUAAAAGAGACAUACAGAGUGCUAUGGAUAGAUAUACUGCAUAUGUUAAGAAUACUGGUAAGUUUAGUGGAUCUCUAUGGCCGCCUUUCCAGCCUCUUAGGAUGAUACAUGGAUCGUUUAACGGUUUAAGACGGUUGUUGCAUUCUAGGACAUUGCAUGGAAUGAUCUUUGUCUUAUUAUACAAGGCAUUACAUGAUAAAAAUGUGACUGAACCGAUUAUGUACUUGAGUUUAUUACUACUAGACAUGGCUGUGGAUUGCCCGUCAUAUGCAGCAUCAAAGAAGAGAGAAGUUUCAGAUUGUGUACUUGAUAAGAAUUUCAAGUUUUGGUUUCCAAUGGAUUUUAUUUUGGCCAAUCUCAAACACACUAUCAAAGAAGUACGAGUUCCGAAAAUGAACACUGUGUCAAGAACUACCGCUGCAAAUGCCACAGCUAAUGCAGACCUGUUACUUGAAUCUAUGUUAAAUGAUGAAGUGUUUGUAUUGGUGUCAUCUGCUGGUCUUUUAUCGGCAGGACCUGGUUUUGUUACUGAUGCUGUAUCCAGUGAGAUAACAGCGAUGCAAGACAACGUAGAUAGCGAUAGCAGCGAUGGUGAAAGUAUGGAUACAAGUGAAGCAGAGACAGCUAGUACAAGCACAGCAUCAUUAACCCAGGUAACGUCACCGGGACAGACUCUUAAUACCGCGGGGCAUACACCAGCUCCUACUCCAUCAUCAUUAGCCUCUAUACUGUCAUCUGGACAGACACAAGCAGCAUCAUUACAAGCAGGUAGUAGUGGCCCUAGCAUGAUUCCUAAGACAUCUAGUAGUACAGCUAGAAGUAGAACAGCAGUGCCUUCCACUGAGACGAUACAAGUCAAUGAAAGCUUAUUAAGUCUGUUAGUGAAGCUACACUCUAAAUUGUCUGGGAAAGAGAACUCUUAUAAACCCCCAACAAAAGACAGUAAAGUUGAUUCAAGUUUACAUGCUGGUGAUGGACCGUAUUACAUAAAGAGAUUUCUAGAUAAAGUGACGAGAUUAAGCAAUGAUUGCAAGAAAAUAUUGGAGAAUAUUUGUCAUGUGCAAUUGGAGCAAGGUGAUACGGAAUGUACUGAAAAAGAUUCAGUUGCUGAAAGGAGACGGAAAGCAAGGGAAAGACAACAAAAACUACUGGCACAGUUUGCAUCCAAACAGAAGAAAUUUUUGGAGCAAUCCAUGGAAGCUGAUGUUGUUGAAGACAGCGUUGGCACUGAGGAGCCAGCCAUGCAGGCUACUCGUAAGCCAGUAGUUGUUGAAUAUGACUGUGUUAUAUGUUCACAAAGCUCUCCCACAACAUUGGACAAUCCCAUGGGAAUGGUUGUACUGUUGCAGUCCACAAGUGUGCUGGGUCAUAGGUCACAGAAUAGUGAUUCAUGUCAGUUACCAGUUAGUGAUAGUAUGACAUUGUACCAAGGUAACCUGUGCAGCUCAGUACAUGAUGUCAGGCUGAGUACUUUACAGAAGUACUUUAAUGAAGAAUCCUGCUUACUGUCUAUGUGUAUUGGUUGGGAAGGCGGUGUGCAUGUCCAGACAUGUGGUCAUUGUCUACACUUACAUUGUCAUAAGUCGUAUAUGCAGUCUCUGAGGACUGAGCAGGUUCACAUGACGCAGAACUUAGCUGUGUCACGUGGUGAAUUCACUUGUCCAUUAUGUCGACAGUUGUCAAAUGGAGUGUUACCCAUAACACCACAAGCUACUAGCUUGUCGGGUGAAUUGCCUGCUAAAGUAGUUGAUCAUUGCACUAUGACACAGCAGUUAGCAGCCGCCUUAAAUAAAUACCAGCGUCUUCCGACAUCUCCAUUGACAACUGCUAUGGGGAGUAUCAUGGUAGACAUAUCUAAAGCAACCACUCCAACAUAUCAGAAUUAUGGCAAGCCAGAUUCUUCAGAAAACAUUUUUCUUUUUUUCUACUCUAUAGCAAGAACCAAUUUAGAAUUAGAACUGGUUAGAAGAGGAGGUGCUCUUCUUGAUGUUUUAAGUAUGCACUGUACAACAGUUGUCAAGUUACCAUUAUUAACAAGAUGGUCCCGUCUUACACAGAUAUACAAGGACAGUGAGAAGAAAAGUGUAACAGUUGAUAAGAAAGAUGUGCCUCUAUUAUAUCAAGAUGCGAUAGCUAUGUUACUUCAGUUUGUACUUUCAUUGCCACAGCCCUUACGAAAAGAUCAAUAUUUAUGCAUAGUCAAAUGCAUGUAUUCCUUGCUUUACAUUCAAUCCUUGGCUAUUGUAAGUUGUAGAUUCCCAGAGGGGGAAAGAAUAGCCUGGCAAGAAAAUGGACGCAAGUGGAAAAUUGAGGAUGAAGAUUUCACAUUGGAAGGUUUAUUAAGUCAUGUCAUUUCAUUAUUGACACCAUGUUGGCUUUACCUGGAUGCAGAUAUGUUACCAGGCAUUGCUAUUUGUCAAGCUGUGUGGUCACCACAGAGUGUAGAGGAUUCCAUUCAACAGCAUUGUCUUCCAUUUCUAAUAUCUGCAUUAUUACAACAUUUCAUCUUCAAAGAAUCUCUUCCAAUCUGCCAGAAUGAAGAUUUGGAGUUUGAAGUGCUGGUGAAUUAUCUGGGGUUAUGUAGAGUAUCUCAACCAAGUCAGUCAAGACAAGUCGUAUACAGUCUACGAUGUCUACACUUUGCUCAUAGUAAUCCCAAGCUGGUCAUUAAAAUGUGGUGUGAAGAGUUGAGUAAGUUUGUUUGGAAGCAACAGCAGACUAGUAAGAAUUUAUUAUUAUAUAACCCGACUUUCUAUGCACCAAGACUAUUAGAACUACCGCAAAGUUAUGAUAAGUUAUUUCAGUAUUAUCGAAAGAAAACAUGUCACGUUUGUUGCCAAGUACCAAAAGAACCAGCUGUGUGUCUAGUCUGUGGUACUGUGGUUUGUCUGAAAAGCGAUUGCUGCAAACAUGACAAUAAAUUGGAAUCUGUGCAGCACGCUAUGAACUGUGGAUCUGGGACUGCUCUUUACCAAGGAAUUAAUUCCUCUACUGUUAUAAUAGUCCGGGGUCAAAGGGCAUGUUUGUGGGGAUCACUGUACUUAGACAGUCAUGGUGAAGAAGAUAAAGAUUUAAGACGUGGUAAACCGCUGUAUCUCAGCAAAGAGCGGUUCAGAGUAUUACAACAGUUAUGGCGUCAACUUGCUGUAGAUCAUUCGUGUAAGAGAUGGGUAUGGCAUAAUAAUUCACUCUGAUUGGUCAAUACAGUCACAUGAUAAUUUCUAGCCAAACUGACAUCAUGGUUCAAAUAUGUAUCGUUUUUUGGUUUUUUUUGUAACGAUACAAUACAAAAUAGCCGACUAGUAGCCAUUUCGUGUUUUAAAUACGUCUUAUACGUAGAUUGGUAUAUGAACAUAUCAAUGAUUUCAUUUCAUAUAUAAUAUUGACAUUAUAUAUUGUAACAGUUAUACAUGGCUAAAUUUUGCUGCAGUUUAUUCACCAACAUUAUUUAGUCAGUACCUUGCAACAAGCAGUGUAAGAUUGACAUUUUCAAAUUAGAAUUUAAGGCAGUUUGCGUAGAGUUAAAAUUCAUGUUACUGCAGAUAUGCAAUGCAUUAUGGGAGACAACCUCUCAUUGUAUGUAAUGGGGAAACUGUUACCUCCCCGGAAAUUCGCUAAAUUAAUUUUGAUAUUCACA